AGAAGAAAAAAAUGAAGAAGAAGAUUGAUUGUGUUGCGCUCUCGUGAGCUGAGCUGAGGUGUUAUUUCAUUGAUGUUCUUGUGCAGUUGUUGUGAGUGUUGUGUGAUAGACUGCGCCUAGUUAUUCUCCCCAGCCAGUUUUUGAGUACUAGUAUUUCCAUUGUGUUGCGAUAGAAGCUAAGGCCCUUUUUUUUCUUCGCCUUGACAACUUGUUACUGCACCGGAGCCAUGAGUGGAUUUAGCUACUGGCUACGGUUGCGUGGCCUUCCCUUCAACAGUGCGCCUAUAGAUAUAUGCAGAUUUCUGAAAGAUGUUCGAUUGGAAGGAGGAGUGGAUGGAGUAUAUUUCGGCAUGAACCAGCAAGGAAAACCCUCGGGAGAGGCGUUCGUAGAAGUUCUAACAGAAGAAGAAGUGGAGAAAGCUCUGCUUCAUCACAAGGCUUUAAUUGGAAAUCGGUACAUUGAGGUGUAUGCGUCGAGUGAGGAUGAGAUGUGGCGCAAAACGGAGCGAGGUCGCAAGCCAGGUCACUUCGUCCGUUUGAGAGGCUUGCCUUUUGGUUGCCUGAAGGAGGACAUCAAAAUGUUCUUUGAAGGUUGUUACAUUCGACCUCGUGGCAUUACACUACUGCUGGACAAGCAGGAGCGUUGCAGUGGUGGUGCAUACGUCGAGUUUGCUACUAAGAAAGGGUUUGACCUGGCGCUUCAACGCCACCGGAACACCAUGGGCGAAAGGUAUGUGGAGGUUUUCUCGGCAUCUGAGGUGGAGCUAAAUCAGCUGAUAGAGAAGUCACGGGAUGGUGUCCGUGGCUUCAGUGUUAUGGUGGGUAGUGGCGGUGGUGGUGGUGGUGGUGGUCCACCGUCUGGUCCAGGUGCAGGUCGAGGUCGAGGUGGACGACCUCGUGAUAUGGGAAUGCGAGAGCGGGAAAGCCGAGAGCCCAUGUUCCAUGGCCGUGACGACCGUCAUAUGUACCCUGGCUUUGAGCAAGGCCGGCGAGCCAUGGCUGAACGAGGACGGGGAAUGCGCAUGGGUGGCGAGGAGCUCCGUAUUCCCCGGCAGACUAUUCCUAUUCGUGAAGCUGACAUUCACGGGCCUGAGCCUCUCCAUGUUCCUGUCGUCUCUCCAGCUCCAGAACACCGUGUCCAUGUCAGGGGUAUGCCACCGUCAGCAAAUGCCUCCGAUUUGACCAAACUGUUUUACCCUAUCGCAGUCAUGAAUGUGUUGCUCAUCAACGACCCACAGGGCCGGCCAACAGGAGAAGCCGAUGUUUUCUUCAACUCUCAUACAGAAGCUAUCAAGGCCCUAGAUGUCAAGCGCCAAAUGGGGAACUUCCGCCUCGACUUCUAUCUUCAUUCUGAGCCAGGAGCUGCAGAGAGGACGCACGAUUCGGGGUCAGUGAGUCACUCAUUACACAGUGGUGGUAGUGGUGGCGGUGGUGGCGGCUCACAUGGCAUGCAUGUUCACAGUGGGUUCCAAUCGCAAGCAUCUGGCUUCGACUCCUUGUCGGCAUCGGUGGGUUUUGCCGGUGACGUGGACCACCGCGCUAGAGCCGGAAGUAGAGGUGCUGGUGCCGGGUAUGGCCAUGGCCAUGGAGCUGGCGGUGGCCAGUACCAACCUGGCAGGGCAUCAUAUGGUAGGGGUCAGGCAUUUUCUAGGGACGACGGUGCUGGCAGGAUGCCGCUUCGGGGCGCUGGUUACGCUUUUGAGGGCCGGCACUUCUAGAACGGUGUGUCAGCUGUGUAUUGAUUGACCUGCCGUUAUGUCGAAUUGUAGCAACGGUACUAGUCUAUGCAGCUUGGAUUCUAGGCGCUGGUCAUUGUGGUGGCGGUGUUGGGCAAAGCAGUAUUGUGAAUGCUGAUGUAUUCCUCAAGGCUGCUGACGCGUGCAAGGAUGCGUAUGUUAGACAGGUGCGCAGUGCACUCUGUGGAUUGUGUUAUGUGCCGAGGUGAGCACAUCAUGUAGUAUACUUAGGGGUAGCGUGUGGUGGGCAUCAUCAUCAGCAGCAGCAGCACUGGCUACAUGUAUUUACAAGCAUGUCAUCGGCUUUUAUCACCUCUUCCCUUCACUUACUUUUCUGUGUUGCUUGUCAAUGACACUAGUACAUAACCGUUAUCUUUGGUUGAUCACGGAGUUCUAGCCCAGUCCAGAAGUGCCGAGAGGUGCCUAUAGCUUUCUCACGCGUUGUUUUGUUGUGUUGGUGUCUUGUUAGCUUAUUCACUCUGCUUUUGUAAUGUUUAGGGGAAGGAAGUUCAUAUUGUAUGCAUAUGUAGUCCUUGAAAGUUGCAUUUUUAAACUCCA
Sycon ciliatum is the source of this 2294-nucleotide messenger RNA. RefSeq names its product heterogeneous nuclear ribonucleoprotein H2-like. The transcript is spliced from 6 exons. Gene Ontology annotation, molecular function: RNA binding. Bases 228 to 1718 code for a protein of 496 amino acids. Gene Ontology annotation, cellular component: ribonucleoprotein complex. Lineage: Eukaryota; Metazoa; Porifera; Calcarea; Leucosolenida; Sycettidae. The record is from RefSeq and is a predicted model, not a curated record.